AUUAGUACUAUUGGAGGAUAGAUUCGAGGGCAAUUAUGCUGUAGUUGGGAUGGUGAAAGCAACAAAAAAGAGAGCAUUGGUGAAGAAAAAGAGAACGCAAUUCGAUUCUAUUGAUGAUCUCAUAUAUGUAUUUCAUAGUCAUGUGGUUGGAAUAGUUGAGUGA
Messenger RNA from Racocetra persica, 163 nucleotides. The record is from the annotation of a GenBank genome assembly. Lineage: Eukaryota; Fungi; Glomeromycota; Glomeromycetes; Diversisporales; Gigasporaceae.